GAGGUGAAGGCCAUUGGGGUAUUUACUCACCAGUUGAGCUCUGUGGAGAUGCCCCAAGAACGUCAUGCCUGGGGAAACACUGCACAGUGAACUGUGGUUAUUUUAAGGCAAUUGCUUAUUGGCACCAAAUUAUUUGCUUUGCCUCUGAAGAAAGCUCUUCACCUGUGGGACACACAGAUUUCUUUGUGCAAGGACUGGUCACUUGAUGGUGAAGAGCAAAUAAGCCCUAAGCCCCUGGUCCUGCUGCCAACCACAGGCCAGGUUUGGGUCUCCUGCCUCCACCCCCUCACCUGCUCAGCCUUAUAACUUUGAGGCUGGGCACCCCUGCAGCCAGGCCAAACCAGCCAGCUCUGUGCUGCACAGGGUCCAGAGACAGCAUGGCUACCCAGUGCCUUUGUCUCCUACUUUUGACCUGCCUGCUGGCCCUGGCAGCAUCUUUUCCUGAUGUUGACAUAAGAAAUUUGUACCUGCUCAAUGGCACCAUGGAUGACAUUAUGAAUGCUCCCCCACAGCCCUCCCAGCUCGGUGACGGGGACGGACACGUGCGGCAGGUCCGGGACACGGCGCACCGCGCGCCCGCCGGCCACGCCUCAGCCUGGCCCAAGGACUGCAGUGAGAUUCCCCGGGGCAGCCACAGCGGUGUGUACAUCAUCCAGCCCAAGGGGCUGCACCACCUGGUGGUGUACUGCGAGAUGAACGUCACCCACGGGGGCUGGACCGUCAUCCAGAGGAACCAGAGGGACACUCCUGUCACCUGGGCCGAGUCCUGGAGCACCUACAAGUUCGGCUUCGGCAACGUGCGCACCGAGUACUGGCUGGGCACCGAGUACAUCCACCAGAUCGCCAAGCAGAAGGUCUACCAGGUCCGGUUUGUCAUCCAGGACUCUGCUGACACCUUCAGCUUCGCAGACUACAACCUGUUCAGCGUGGAGGAUGAGACCAUGGGCUACAGGCUCAGGCUGGGCUCCUACAACGGCACAGCUGGGGAUGCCAUGACCUCGGACAACCCCAACAACAUGCAUGACAACAUGAAAUUCUCCACCAAGGAUCGGGAUCAGGACACCUACAGCAAGAACUGUGCCUACAGCUACGAGGGGGGGUGGUGGUACUCGUCCUGCUACUCUGUGCGGCUGAAUUACAAGGGUGGCAUGACGUGGGGCAACCUGUGCAAGGGGAACUGCAAAUCCUCUCUUAUCCUCAUCAAACCAGCUUCAUACUGUUAGUGCUUCCUCCUCCUGUCCACAGUGGGCACUCUGCAAAGGCUCUGCAUGGCCACAGAGUGUGAGCCUCUCUGGAGCAGAGCUGGGAGCACCAGGGUAGCAGGGCUUUAGUGAAAUGCCACUUUACAAUCCCCCACUCCAAUUGCAGACUCCCCUCUGCUCAGCUCCAUGCUCCAUUCCCCUGUGCUUGCCAAUGAUUCCUUGUUAUUAUGUGCAUAAUCAAGAAUUUAAAAAACACUUAUGAAAUUUGUGGAUUCCACGUGUACCUUCUCUGUAGGAGGAAGAUGCACAGCCCUGGAGUUACAUCAGUUUCCUUGCUGUCUCCAGAGCUCACAGAAAGCAAAAAAGCUGCAUGCCCCAAAUUUCAUGUACUCUGAGCCCCUCUGCAGUGUUUGAUAAAGCAUCCAAUAAACAUGCUUGCUUGAGCUCAUUCUUCA
Messenger RNA from Oenanthe melanoleuca, 1657 nucleotides. Its product is annotated as fibrinogen-like protein 1-like protein. The record is from RefSeq and is a predicted model, not a curated record. The transcript has 4 exons. NCBI's taxonomy places the organism in Eukaryota, Metazoa, Chordata, Aves, Passeriformes, Muscicapidae. Bases 378 to 1223 code for a protein of 281 amino acids.